Molecule: messenger RNA, 1425 nt
Organism: Sipha flava (yellow sugarcane aphid)
Lineage: Eukaryota; Metazoa; Arthropoda; Insecta; Hemiptera; Aphididae
Product: tubulin alpha-2 chain-like
Exons: 1
Coding region: 1-1425 (474 amino acids)
Biological process (GO): mitotic cell cycle; microtubule cytoskeleton organization
Cellular component (GO): cytoplasm; microtubule
Molecular function (GO): structural constituent of cytoskeleton; GTP binding
Source: RefSeq, a predicted model, not a curated record
AUGGACACCAAACGGCAAGUGAUCAGCGUGCACAUCGGACAGGCUGGCGUGCAGAUGGGCAACUCCGUGUGGAACCUGUACGGGACGGAGCACGGGAUCGGCAAGGACGGCCGGGCGGAGGAGAAAACGGCGAACGACGCGCUGUGCCCGGCGGACCACUCGACGUUCUACAAGGAGACGACCGCGGGCAAGUACAUACCGCGGACAGUGAUGGUGGACCUGGAACCGACGGUGGUGGACCAGGUGCGGACGGGCGCGGAACGGAACCUGUACCACCCGGACCAGCUGAUAUCGGGCAAGGAGGAUGCGGCCAACAACUACGCGCGCGGCUACUACACGGAGGGUCUCCCGUACGUGGAUAGGGUGAUGGAAGGCGUGCGGCUGUUCGCGGAGUCGUGCAACGGCGUGCAGGGCUUCAUGGUGUUCCACUCGAUGGGCGGCGGCACGGGGUCGGGGCUGACCAGCGCGGUGGCCGAGAACCUCAAGCAGAUGUACUCGAAGAAGAGCCACCUGGAGGUGCUGGUGUACCCGGCGCCGCGCGUGUCCACGGCCGUCGUGGAGCCGUACAACGCGAUGCUGGUGUCGCACAAGACGCUGGACACGACGGACUGCGCGUUCAUGGUGGACAACGAGGCCAUCUACGACAUCAGCGCCGGCAAGCUGGACGUGGAGCGGCCCACGUACGGCAACCUGAACCGCGUGGUCAGCCAGGUGGUGUCGUCCAUCACCGCGUCGCUGCGGUUCCCGGGCGUGCUCAACGUGGACAUCAACGAGUUCCAGACGAACCUGGUGCCGUUCCCGCGCGUCCACUUCCCGCUGCUGGCGUACGCGCCGUUUACUUCGGCGCAGCGCACCGCGCACGAGCGGCCGCCCGUCAUGGACCUGACGGCCGCGUGCUUCGAGCCGUGCAACCAGUUGUUCAAGAUCGAGGAUAACGCGCACACAAAGGGCCGGUACAUCGCGUGCUGCAUGUUGUACCGCGGCGACGUGGUGGCCAAGGAGAUCAACCACGCGAUAUCGUACAUCCGCGAGACCAAGCGGCUGCGGUUCGUCGACUGGUGCCCGACCGGUUUCAAGGUGGGCAUCAACUGCCGGCCCCCCGUGGCCGCCGUGGCCGGCCGCGCCGAUGACGAGCUGGUCGGCGGCGGCCGGGCCGUGUGCAUGAUGGCCAACACGUCGGCCAUCGCGACCGCGUGGACCACGUUGUGCCACAAGUUCGACAUGAUGUUCCGGAAGCGCGCGUUCGUGCACUGGUACGAGAGCGAGGGUAUGGAAAAGCGGGAGUUCGUGGAGGCGCGCGAAAACAUCGAGGUGCUGUUGCACGACUACAAGGAACUGACCGACUUGCCCGAACAACAGGUGUCCAAAACAGACAGCUUCGCGGCCAGGCCCGUCGUCCCUCCGCAACAAGGACAGUUAUCGUAA